AUGAAAGAUAUCGAUUCAGAUGUGUACUACACUGCAAAGACCACCGGCACUCCCCCCACGGCUUCAGUAGCAGAAGAACAAGGUCAAGCAGCGGAAGACAAAGACACCAAAGAGCUCGCUGCAUCGAUUCAAGCGGACCUCGCCGCCGGUGCAGAACGAAUCAUCAAGGAAGUCGCUCCGGAACCAGUCAAGCGUCAACUCAAUGCAUCACGGAUCCCGUCCUCCCGUAUCGGGCGAUUAUUCCACUACGGCACCCUCGCAGCCUCAAUGUCCCUCGGCGCGCUCUCCGAAGGCACGAAACGGAUCUUGACGGGUGGUGGUGAGGACGCUGGAACAAGCGUCAUGCUCAGCCAAGCAAACAUGGAUCGGUUGGUAAACAAGUUGACUCGGAUGCGUGGUGCGGCAUUGAAGUUAGGCCAAGUUAUCUCGUUCCAAGAUGCGAAGGUGUUGCCCGGGCCGGUGAGAGAGGUGUUGAGACGUGUUCAAGAUGCGGCUGAUUACAUGCCGGCAGAACAGUUGGAGGAGGUCAUGGCGACCAAUCUCGGACGUGAGUGGAGGGACAUGUUUGAGAGUUUCGAGGAGGUGCCGAUUGCUGCGGCGAGUAUCGGGCAGGUUCAUAGUGCGGUGUUGAAGAAUGGUAUGAAGGUCGCUGUUAAAGUGCAAUACCCUGGUGUUGCGGAUAGUAUCAGUAGUGAUUUGAACAAUUUGGGCAUGUUGUUGACAGCCUCGAGACUAUUGCCAAAGGGUCUGUUUUUGGACAAAACGAUUGCCAGUGCGAGGACGGAGUUGGGGUGGGAGUGUGACUAUGUCCGUGAAGCGGUGUGUGCUAAGAAGUUUGGAGAGUUAUUGAAGGACGAUCCUGUUUUCCGCGUACCGAAGAUCGUGGAUGAGGCGAGUGGGAAGGGUGUGUUGACGAUGGAGAUGAUGCCCGGAACGGCAUUGGGGAGGAAGGAGAGGUAUGAUCAGGAGACCCGGAAUUGGAUCGCAACACAGGUGCUCAAGCUGUGCUUGAGGGAGAUUGUCGAGUGGAGGUAUAUGCAGACUGACCCCAAUUGGUCGAACUUCUUGUACGAUGAGAAGACGAAGACCAUCUCACUGUUGGAUUUUGGAGCCAGUAGGGCGUUCCCUGACAAGUUCAUUGAUCUGUACACGCAGACCUUGUUGGCCGCUUCUCGGGGUGAUAGGGAAGCAUGCCGAACUCUGUCAAUCGAAUUGGGCUACCUAACAGGUAUGGAAACAAACGCAAUGACAACCGCUCACGUCGACUCCAUACUCACCCUUGGCGAGCCCUUCGCGAACUCCGCCCCCGAUACCUAUGACUUCUCACAACAAACCAUCACGGACCGUGUCAAGGGUUUGAUCAGUGUCAUGAUUCAUCAGCGGUUGAGUCCGCCGCCGGUUGAGACGUAUAGUUUGCAUCGGAAGUUGAGUGGAGCGUUCCUGUUGUGUGCGGAGUUGGAUGCAAAGAUCGAGUGUACGAAGAUCUUCCAGGAGGUUAUGAGGGCAGUUGGGAAGUAG
Messenger RNA from Saitoella complicata NRRL Y-17804, 1518 nucleotides. RefSeq names its product ABC1-domain-containing protein. The transcript has a single exon. NCBI's taxonomy places the organism in Eukaryota, Fungi, Ascomycota, Saitoellomycetes, Saitoellales, Saitoellaceae. Gene Ontology annotation, cellular component: extrinsic component of mitochondrial inner membrane. Gene Ontology annotation, molecular function: kinase activity. Bases 1 to 1518 code for a protein of 505 amino acids. Gene Ontology annotation, biological process: ubiquinone biosynthetic process. The record is from RefSeq and is a predicted model, not a curated record.